AUGCGGCUACACAAACUCAAGAUGAACCCCGCCAAAUGCGUUUUUGGAGUUCAGGCAGGGGAUUUUCUGGGCUUCAUCGUCCAUCAAAGGGGUAUUGAGGUCCCUGAGGAUAAGGCAAGCGCAGUCAUCAAUGCAUCUCCCCCGCGAACAAAGAAGGAGCUACAACGAUUGCUGGGACAGAAUGAGUUUGUGUGGGAACCUAAACACCAAGAGGCUUUUGACAAAAUUAAGGCCUAUCUCGAGAGCCCACCAGUGCUCGUUCCCCUUAGAGCUGGCUUUCCAUUGAAGUUGUAUAUUUCAGCAGCUGAGGCUUCCAUAGGCAAUACGGCCAGGUUCAGGGUGCAAUGCGGCCAGUACCAGAAUGAUGACAUCCUCAAGUGCAGGAUAUUUGGCACUUCUCUUUCCGGGGCUACCUUUAGAUGGUUUUCUAAGCUCCGCCCAGGAACAGUAGCAGAUUGGCCCGCAAUGGAAAAGCUCUUCCGAGAAACUUUUGGAGCUAUAGAGCCUGAAGUCGACUUGGCUUCUCUUACUCAGAUGUCCCAACAACCCACCGAAUCUGCUGUCGCAUAUCUGCAACGCUUUCAGAUCCAGAAAGCCAAACUGAAUAACUCCAGAAUCAGUCAUAUCUUCAGGGAGUGCAAUAUGACAGCUGACGCCUUAGCCAAGAUGAGUAUUGAGCAUGCUCCUGGUCUUAUCAUGUUUGAGGAUCCUCCUGCUCAUGCUGUGCAAGCUUUUCUAGAUGAUUUAGAUGGGGUUUCUAGACCUAGAAGGACUGGGAAUACUGUUAUUUCUUAG
This is a messenger RNA of Rosa chinensis, 795 nucleotides long. RefSeq lists its product as uncharacterized. The transcript is spliced from 3 exons. The record is from RefSeq and is a predicted model, not a curated record. Lineage: Eukaryota; Viridiplantae; Streptophyta; Magnoliopsida; Rosales; Rosaceae. The coding region runs from base 1 to 795 and encodes 264 amino acids.